This is a messenger RNA of Cherax quadricarinatus, 2973 nucleotides long. Its product is annotated as beta-1,3-galactosyltransferase 6. The record is from RefSeq and is a predicted model, not a curated record. Gene Ontology annotation, biological process: glycosaminoglycan biosynthetic process. Gene Ontology annotation, molecular function: UDP-galactosyltransferase activity. NCBI's taxonomy places the organism in Eukaryota, Metazoa, Arthropoda, Malacostraca, Decapoda, Parastacidae. Gene Ontology annotation, cellular component: Golgi membrane.
UCAAAACAGAGCAAGUGGCUGUGCCCCUUGUAAACACCCAGGUUUAUUGUUUUGCUUCCCUUGGCAGACUUAUGAGCUGGCAGUGAUGGAGUGUGGACCUCUAACCAUACUCUUGGCCUGAGCAUUGGUGACGGAUCUUCCGUGUGGUCUGUUUCCUGGGAAGGUUGUUAUUAUACAGUCCACUAGGCACCGGUCGGGACGCCGAACUUCUGCUCCUCUUUCAGCUCUGCGGAUUUCUAUGGCCUGGGGAAAGCUGGUUACUGACUCAGGUGGGGUGUGUGUGGACAUCUGGCUCUGCCGGGACUUAAGCAAGGGGGUCCACCUGGCCUAAUUGGGAACAGUUGUUCCCGUUCUGUUCCCGGAGGAAAUCCUGUUUCCUUUUCAAUUCCCGGCCAGAUUUUUUGCGGUAUAUUUUUCCCUGACUCCCGGGAAGCAGCAUAAUCAAUGGUGACCCACUAAAUCCCCAACAACAAUUUAUAUCCAAAUCAAAUGAACGAAACAAACAACUUUGUCCCUACAACGUGGAGUACAGCAUACAGUUGUCAUUAAGUGACAAACUAUUUCAUAGGAAGUUCCUUGUUAUGCAGAGUAUUUCGGGCAAUCCUAAAAUUACCUUAUAAUUACUGGAUAAAUAUACAAUUGUUACUUUAUUAGAAUGCUGUAGUAAACUGCAGUAAUCAUUUAAGAAAUAAAAGGUAAAUUUAUUGCCCUGCUCCUUGGCUUUGCUUCCUGCUAAAGAAGUAUUGCACAACAGUACUUAAAGUAAUCAAAGUGGGGAAAUUUUAGCCCCACUCAUCAUUGUAAAGGAGCCACUGCAAAUGUUGGUGAUGCGGCGUGCUGCUGGAUUACCCUUCUGCAGGAGGCCACUUCGUAAUACUUUCUACAUUUUGUCCUGUGUUGGGGCAUUUAUUCUUGGGAGUUUGAUGACUUUAAUGUCUGUUGAUCCAAUGAGAUGUGAUAUUCAUCAGUGUACAGAAAAAAUCAAACGCAUAGAUGUGGAAGAUACAAACAGCUGGCUUGGAAUGUGGGGUCGUAACAGUAGAGGCCCUGAAAAGAGCGUUUUUCUUGUCAUAGUACUGUUGAGUGCCCCAGUUAAUGUAGAACAAAGAAAUGUGAUUAGACAGACAUGGUUAAGUGAAGAAAAAGCAGACACACUUCAUUUCUUUGUCCUUGGUGUCAGUAGCUUAAAUGAGGACCUCAACACAACUAUACAAUCUGAACAAAAAAGAUUUGGAGACAUGUUGUUAUUGAAUAAUGUUAUUGAUUCCUACCAAGCUCUUACUAAAAAGCUUUUGGCCUCUUUUGUGUAUAUACACUAUAAUGUUAAGUUUAGAUUCCUGUUGAAAUGUGAUGAUGAUACAUAUGUUCAGGUUUCACAGCUUCACAAGGAACUCAAGAGUGUACCAUAUAAACAACGCUUAUAUUGGGGUUUCUUUGAUGGGCGUGCAAUUCCUAGAAAGAGUGGUCCUUGGAAAGAGGCAGACUGGGUAUUGUGUGACCGAUAUUUGCCAUAUGCAUUAGGGGGUGGAUAUGUUCUUUCUUCUGAUGUUGUCACUUUUGUUGCUAUAAAUUCAAAAUAUUUGAAACUCUACAAAAAUGAAGAUGUUUCUCUAGGUACUUGGCUAGCUCCUUUAGACUUACAUAGAGUACAUGACACAAGGUUUGAUACUGAAUAUAAAUCUCGGGGUUGCAAUAAUGAGUAUCUGGUGACUCACAAACAGAGCACACUACAUAUGCGUGAAAAAUAUAAUUCAUUGAAGGCCACUGGUCUACUUUGUCGAGAACAGUUCCAAGUUUACAAGUCAUAUAAAUACAACUGGAAUAUGCCUCCAUCACAGUGUUGUGUUCGAAAUGAUUCUUCAUUGCCAUAAAAAUACUUUAGAAUCUUUGUGUAACUAAAAUGAGUAAUAGAAUUUUAUUUGUCAUUCUGUUACAGUAACUGUAGGUUGUAUGCUCAUACACUUAAUCAUGCCGAAGGAAAUGGGAUUCAUGCUAUGGGAAAUGUUAUAUAAUAAAAUGUGAAUUAUGAAAUCUUGGAUAGCUAAUUGUUUUCAAUGAUGUAUUACAACUUAAAUAGUAACAUUCAUGUAUAGUAACUUGAAUAGUAACAUUCAUGUAGAGUUUUCUGCUAAAUUAAUCUGCUUUGCAUUGCAGAUUGUGCAUGGUGAGUUCUGAAUAUUUCAUUAUUUCUUUAGGGUAACAAUAAACAGAUAUGAGCCACUGUUUUUGUCAUAUAAAUCUGUUUGAGCAUGAAAACUAUUCCCAGUAACUUUAAUCAGCAUUAUAAAGCCUCUUUAUACAGCACUGUACUUAUGUUGCUACACAAUUAGAUAAUAUAUACAUGAGAGGGCAUGGGUGAGCAGGAGCUACCUCAUAUGGAUCAAUAAGCCUAUUGCAGUGAUCCUCUCCUACAUUUUUAUUUUCUGCAGUGCUGUACUCUUAUGUUCUGCUGUAUUAACCUUUUAACGGUCUCCCAUGGUGAUCUCCGUCAUUGAAGCCAGUGUUGGUUACAUAGAUCUGUAUCUUAACCACAGUGCCCUCGAAUUUGUUUUGAUUGGUAAAUUUUAGCCUAGACCUGAAAGAAUAGGUCUGUGCAGUGGGUGUGCACAGUAUAAAAAAAAUACUGCCACACUCAGUGCAUGAUGGAAACAGGAAGCCUCUGACCUUGUGUUUGUGAUAAAACAGCAACUUGACACAUUUUCCCAACUGGUUUUCAUGGUUAUGUUGACUGUUUCUUGAGGCUAAUUGAUAGACCAGAAGACAGUGGAGUGGAGAAGAUUUUAGUCAGUUUUAGACUGGAAGUGGCUGGAAGCUCAAAAUGGCAGAAAUAUCUGAUUUUUGGUGAUUUUUCUGAGGAAGAAUAAGAGUUCUCUAAACCCCUUGUCUGUUUUAUGGGUUUUUACUAAUCUGCAUUUUUACUAAUCUCACUUUUUUGGGUUAUCCUAAGUUCUUAACACAUAUGCUGCUAUGUAU